UUUUCGUUCCAGUGCCAGGCUCUUGGACAAUGGCGGGAAAUUCUCAAUUUCCUCUCUGGGCAUGUAACAUUGACCACAAUUUAAAACACCAGCCCCGGGGCUCCAGGAGCCACUGUGACAACCACUGCACAGGGUUAGUGAAGCAACUGAGCAGCUUCGUUCCCCAGCAACAUAAGCCCUGCUGUAGGUUCUCUCACUUGCUGUCCCUCCUGAGUGAUGUCUGCAGUAACAGAGCAGUGAAAAUUGGCAUCAACUAGAAUUCAGAAUUGAAGGAGCGUUGAGAUUUCAGAGGGUUCUGGCAUUGAUCAAGGAUAAAGAGAACAUGGUCAGCGUUUGGUUCCUCCUGUGCUCAGUGACACCAUGGGUGUACUUUACUCUUACAGUGGAAUCUGUUGUCCCCUCAGCGCCCACCCAGUGCCCACCAGGUUGUACCUGCAUCCAUCACCAUCAUGUCACCUGUGUCAAUUUCAGCCUGAGUGACCUCCCCAUUGAGCUGCCCAAGACCACUCUAAGACUGAUACUUAACUCUGGUCAGAUGCCAGUGAUCCCAGGGGACAGCUUCCUCAACAACUCCAGUUUAAUCUCACUGCAGCUCCACAACAGCAACAUUCAGCAGAUCAGUCCGGGUGCCUUCAAAGGACUGAGCAAACUGAGGACUCUCCAUGUUGUGGGCAACAACAUCGAGACGCUGCCGACUGCAAGUUUUGGGAAUAUAACUGGUUUGAGGCUGCUAUACUUGCAACACAACCUCAUUGCCAAUAUUAUGCCAGGUGCAUUUUCCUCUUUAAGAAAUCUGAUGACUCUUGACCUCAGCUACAACAAUCUCGUCGUUCUUAUGGACCAGAUGUUCAGAGGUCUUAGAGCUCUGCUCUGGCUACACCUCGGCAACAACCGUAUUGCAGUCAUCUCCUCAAAGGCCUUUGAGGAUAACCUGAGUCUGAGGUUGCUUAAACUGGACAGCAACCGGCUGACUGCAGUGCCAACCAAAGCCAUGCAUUCCUUCAGUAGACUCAGCAGCCUAUCACUAAGCAACAAUAUCAUUCCCAGAUUGAGUUCUGGCACCUUUGGUCCCGGGUUAAGAUAUCUGCAGUCAUUGUAUUUGGACAAUACUUCUUUGGCCGAGAUUUCUUCAGGCGCCUUUUCCAUGUUUCGAAACCUGAAAGCUCUGAGCAUGAGGAACAACCGCUGCAAUAUCUGACUUGCCCUUAUAAUCCAUAUGCUUCUACCACAUCAUCUCCAACGGCCAUGAACCACAGUGCAACACGCCAAGUUACUGCUCAUGCCACUCCAAACGCAAGCAGCAGUUGGACAACACCAAAAGCAAACACUGAAAAA
Chiloscyllium plagiosum (whitespotted bambooshark) is the source of this 1335-nucleotide messenger RNA. The record is from RefSeq and is a predicted model, not a curated record. NCBI's taxonomy places the organism in Eukaryota, Metazoa, Chordata, Chondrichthyes, Orectolobiformes, Hemiscylliidae.